Messenger RNA from Pipistrellus nathusii (Nathusius's pipistrelle), 1329 nucleotides. NCBI's taxonomy places the organism in Eukaryota, Metazoa, Chordata, Mammalia, Chiroptera, Vespertilionidae. The record is from the annotation of a GenBank genome assembly.
AUGGGCGGCCCGCGGGCCUGGGCGCUGCUGGGCCUGGCGCUGCUGCUCCCGCGGGCCGGCGCCGCCUGGAGCGUCGCGGGAGCCCCGCUGCCCGGACGCAGGAACUGGUGCUCCUACGUGGUGACCCGCACGGUCUCCUGCCACGUGCAGAACGGCACGUACCUCCAGCGCGUGCUGCAGAGCUGCCCCUGGCCCAUGAGCUGCCCGGGGAGCAGCUACAGGACCGUGGUGAGGCCCACGUACAAGGUCGUGUACAAGACGGUGACCGCCCGGGAGUGGAGAUGCUGCCCCGGGCACGCGGGGGCCGGCUGCGAGGAAGUUGCAGGCUCCUCCGGCUUCGUGGAGCCCAGAUGGCCCGGCAACGCCAUGCGGCGGGUGAUGCUCCGGCCCACAGCCUUCUCAGGUUGUGUCAACUGCAGCAACGUGUCUGACCUGGCCGAGCGGCUGAAGGUGCUAGAGACCAAGGUGGCCGUGCUGACUGUUUCCCAGCAGACGGUGCCCCCAACCCCAGCUGCCCCCGAGGAUCCCGCCCCUCUCUGGGGCUCCCCCGCUGCCCAGGGCAGCCCUGGGGACGGAGACCUCCGAGACCAAGUCGGUGCCCGGGGCCUUCCCGGGCCUGUUGGCCCCAAGGGAGACACUGGCAGCCGGGGCCCGACGGGAAUGAGAGGCCCCCCAGGUCCCCAGGGCCCCCCAGGGAGCCCUGGCCAGGACGGAGCCGUGGGCACCCCUGGAGAAAGGGGACCUCCAGGCCCCCCAGGGCCCCCUGGGCCCCCGGGCCCCCCAGCCCCCGUUGGACCACCCCACGGCCGGAUCUCAGAGCAUGGGGACCCGUUCCUGUCUAACACCUUCACUGAGACCAGCAGCCACUGGCCCCAGGGACCAGCUGGGCCCCCCGGGCCCCCAGGGCCUAUUGGUCCCCCCGGGCCUCCUGGUCCCAUGGGCAUCCCUGGGGGUCCUGGGCACACGGGACCCCCGGGCCCCACUGGACCCCAAGGAAUCUCUGGCCACCCGGGAGAAAAGGGUGAGAGAGGACUGCGUGGAGAGCCAGGCCCACAGGGCUCCAUGGGACAGCGGGGAGAGCCUGGCCCCAAAGGGGACCCCGGUGAGAAGAGCCAGUGGGGGGAGGGGUUGCACCAACUACGCGAGGCUUUGAAGAUUUUAGCUGAGAGGGUUUUAAUCUUGGAAACAAUGAUUGGGCUCUAUGAACCAGAGGGGUCGGGGGCAGGCCCCGCCGGCACGGGCACCCCCACCCUCCUUCGGGGCAAGAGGGGAGGACACACAGCCAACUACCGGAUCGUGGCCCCCAGGAGCCGCAACGAGAGGGGCUGA